AUGGAAUGGGAAGAAAAAGAUGUAAGAGGUGUUCUCAAAAAACUAGACCAGCUGAUGCCCAAUGUAACUUUCACGGAUAUAAAGACCACCACAAGUGCCAAGAACAGCAAAGCCACAAUAUUAAGCCCCAAGGAUUCUUAUUGCACUGGAGAUCCCUUGAUAGUUCGACUGGAUUUGUACAACCACUUGGGGAACAGAAAGGAGUACGGAGGAGACUUCUUACAAGCAAGGAUCUAUUCUUCAAGCCUUAAGGCCGGAGCGUCUGGACAUAUUGAGGACCUUAAGAAUGGGACUUACCUGGUCCAUUUCACUUUAUUUUGGGAGGGCAAAGUCAGAGCAUCUCUCCGGCUCAUCAAUCCCAGUGAAGGAGUUUCUGCAUUGUGGGCUGCGAGGAAGAGAGGCUACAACAAAAUAGGUUUCAGGGGCAGGUUUUUAAAAGGAACAUUGGAUGUCUUCAGCAACUGUGGUUUUAAUAUAGCAACAAAAGAAGAACUGUGUGAGUAUCUGGACAGGAGAGACAAGGAGUCCUUCUACUGUGUGAAACCAAAGAAUGUGUCUUGUGAAGCUCUUGUUUCGCUGAAGUCCUACAACAAGCCCAUCUCAUAUCUCACAGCCCUGGAAAAGAGACUUUUUGACAGGUAUGUUCUUUUCUGUUCAAUAUGCAAAUAUCUUACCUGAGGACAGUUCUGAACUGUGCAUUUGUGCUCCUGGGCAAUCGGAAGGCAUCAGACAAAUGCCUGAGAUGGAUGAGUAUUAACAAAAACCUUCCCAAAAAUUGCCUGAGAACAAAGUUUGCACAGAGGUGCUUUUUCACCUGUGCUUGCCAUAACUGGGUGAACAUUUCACUUAUUUCACUUGCACUGAGACCCAGGGAUUUCUUUCUUUCUUUCUUUCUUUCUUUCUUUCUUUCUUUCUUUCUUUCUUUCUUUCUCUUCAGUUCAGCAAUGUGUUUGUGUGUGAGGUGCUGGUAGUAUAUACAAACAGGGCAAGUUGAUUGUCUAUGGGCUCAUCAACACUUCCAUUUGAUCCAUAUGGAGCUGGGGGUUGAGAUGAUCCAAAAGGCGAACUAGAAGAAUGAAAGGGGAAAUUGAAAACAGAACAACGAAAUCUGAAUUUAACAGAAAUUGUGGGUGUUCCCUUAUUUUCUUACACCCCAGGCACUAAUUUUACUUUUCAACACCACUAGAGGCAAAGAUCCAUCACAAUAGUUUUUUACUGAAGUAACAUACCCUGAAUCUACCACACAGGAAAAGUUAUACGUCUGAAUAAGCAGGCAAAUAGUUACAGCAGCUGCUCCAUGAUGAGUUGGAUUCGGACUCCAUUUUAAUUGUUUUUUAUUACACCAAGGUAACAUUUUAACUUUAACUUUAACUUUCUCCAUGGCGUGAAGACGCUCUGGGGUCUGCCCUUGAGACAUUUCAAUAUAAUUUCCCGUUUGCAUCUAAUAAGAACAUGGCACUACAAUAAUUGUCUUGUUAGAUCACAAUCAUCAGGAUGCUGUCAGCGGCUCCCGGCUCUUUGCCUAGGAAAGUAUAAAGACAAGGGAAAAUUUCUUAGUCCCUUUUUAUUUCAAACUUUACAGAGAGAGGCUAUAGAACCCAGCCUCUUGGAUAAUGGCGUCGUCCAGAGUGAAUCUCCACCCCCUUCUCUCCCACUUCCUCAUUCGUCAUCAUCAUUACCACCUCUGACGGUGCUGCUAUGUGUCCUCUGUCUUUGAGCUCUUUGCUUUCCUACUUUUAAGGCUCGCCGUGUUCUGGGAGAUGGUGGGUCUGGAAUGCUUUCUAAUGACAAUGUGUCAGCCAGCUGCUGCUGCUCCGGUUCUGCCUUCUCUUCCUCUCCCAUUAUUUCCCCACUUUUCCCCUCAUCUGCCUCUGAGCUGUGACCUCCCUCAAACCCCUGUUGUAAGUCUGAACUGUCUUCUUCGUCUCUGGAAGGGCCAGACUGGGGAGGAGGUCUCCUCCAUUCCUCCUCUGCCCAGUCCCUAACACCUGUAUCGUGCUGGUUGACCAAGAGGAACUGAGACCUGCAGCUGAAGUUCAGAUGGUGGGUCUGGAAUGCUUUCUAGUGACAACGUGUCAACCAGCAGCUGUUCCAGCUCUGCCUGCUCCUCCUCUCCCAUUAUUUCCCCACUUUCCCCCUCAUUUGUCUCUGAGCUGUGACAUCUCGUAAACCACUGUUGUAAAUCUAUACUGUUUUCCUCUUCCUCCUCCCUGGAAGGGUUGGGAUGGGGAGGCAGUUUCCACCACUCCUCCUGCCCAGCCCCGGACAAUGAUCCACCUAUGCAAGGCUUCCAUUUCCCAUAGAGGCCAUUUAGGUGUGUGCAGGAGGAGGUGGGAUGAAGCCAUUAGUCCUCUUAGGAGGACACCUAGUCUGACUUGGAUUUCAUAAUGGAUGUUUUCUCUCUUUUGAAGGUCCAACAUUGGAGCUGAGAUCCCGCAGGCAUUUGGGGACAUUAGCAUUGCAGCUUGUGGAAGUGAGUUGGACUUCCUUUCAAUUAGUUUUUAUUAAAAGUUGUGUGUGUGUGUGUGUGUGUGUGUUGCAAAACAAACAAAUAAACAAGGAGAAGUACACAUAGCAUCUCCACUUUUGAUUCGUAGAGUCUUUUUCACAGUUUGUUUGCUUUCAGUAUGAGGAAACUGUUGCCAUAGACAUCAUGCAGUUGAGGAAAAGAAUAAUGUUAUUUCAUUUUAUUGCACAGUGUUUUUGCGUGGUUCUUGUGUCAACAUCAUAUGGGUAGGACUCUUAGUUAUAUAUUUAUCUAUUUUUAUGGUCAUUGCAAGAGAUUAGAGCUUGAUUGGUUGCGUUCAGUUGGUUGCAUUGUGGUUUGUUUGUGUGUUUGGGGUAGGGCUUGUUGGGUCAGAUUAGUAAUAUUGAUACUGUUGUGGGGAGUGGGUCAUUGUCUUGUUGCGCUGUAUAUGUUAUAAAGGGGAUCCGCACUGGGGUGAAGGCAUCCUCCUUUGCUUGUCCCCUUCCUAGUUUAAGUUGUCACAACUUUGGUGCCAUCCAUCCCUAAGAAUCUUAUUUCCUGGGUCUCAUCCAAGCUGCUGACCCAGGCCUACAUAUCUCUUCCCCACCCAAUUUUUUGUGUGCCUUGGUAAGGCUGUAGAUUAAUCUUGGUUUAUCUUUGAGUUUUGUUUUGUUUGUUUUUUAAAGAUAUUUGCUCCGUUUUUUUUUUUCAAGCUGAGACUUGUUGGCUUUGAAUUCUCUUUGGUUUUAUUCUUUAUUGCGGUUUUCAGGCCCUCUGAAAAUUCUUGUGAUAAAAGAAGUUGGCCAAAUAAUUAGGAUAAAGAAAUAAAUUGUUGUUCUGUGCCGUUCAGAGUCCCUGAAAAUGACUCUGGCUUCAGAACUGGCAUAUUGUUUGCCAGGAGCAGACUUAAGAGGCAACAAUAAAAUGCUGCCUCUGCCAGGUAUUUGCUUAUUUCCUUCCUCCUCCGCCUUGGAACCUUGACUUUCCCCACAGACUGUAGAAUGCUGGUUCCCCCACAACUGUGCUGCAGUCACAGAGUUCAGUGGAAACUGCUUAUCUCUUGUUUCCAUUUCUCAGGCAAGAAGACUACGGCAAGUGAGAAGUGCCAGGUUGGGAUGAACUCCCCAUCUCCCAGUGGCUUUGUCUGGCAGAACCAGUGGCAUCCUGUGUUCUGCAAUGUGUCCACAUUCAACACUUUGGAGCAGAUUAACACUUGCUUGGAACGAAAGCUAAUUUACCUCCUGGGAGACUCAACUGUGAGGCAAUGGAUCGAGUAUCUCACAAAGAGAGUCAAUAGUAAGUUCUCUCACCUACAUAAAACCACAGCGCAGCUUCAUUCCUAUUUCUGGGUACGCCAGAAUCCUUUUCUGUGCCCUGAACAUUCUUUAUUUUAUUUAAUUCACUUCUACUCCUCUCUUCAUCCAAGGAACAGGGGGCAGUUUACAAUAUGAAAACCUAAAAUUACAUAACAUAGUAACAACAACCCCGCAACAUCCAUCUUCCAGACAUUAUUGCAUUAAUUCUGUUUAGGAAACCAGUUCUGCCCCCUGAAAUGAGUGCCUCACCUAUCCUCGCGAAUGGGCAAGUCCUGCUUCUUCCUUGCCAUCAGAUGCAAGAGAGUAGACUAGUCAUUCAGAAAUAAAUAGCUCAGUAUCUUCUGAGAGGUCAAUGAAGAAAGAAAGUUGGAUUAAUUCUAUGUCUGUUCCCACAUUAGGCCUUAAAUAUCUUGACAGCCAUGGAGCUGGGAAGCACCGGAAUUUGAUCGCUGUGGACAUGGAGAGAAACAUCCAAAUCCAAUGGAAAAAACACAACCACCCUUUAGUGACUGCUUCUGAGUAUAUGGUAAGAGAUCAUAACUACGUCGCUCGGGAGAUUGACCUGGUGGCAGGGGACAAAGACACAGUGGUUGUCAUCGGUCUGGGCCAGCACUUCCGCCCCUUCCCCAUCGAGCUCUUCAUCCGAAGGGCAAUCAAUGCCCGGGGAGCCAUCCAGCGCCUUCUCCUGAGGAGCCCAGAUACAAAAGUCAUCAUCAAAGGGGAGAACACCCGGGAGGUGUCGAUAGAACAAGAAAUAUUUGCAGACUUCCAUGGCUAUGCCCAGCACCUUGCACUAAAGGACAUUUUUCGGGAUCUGAAGGUGGGCUUUGUUGAUGCCUGGGAUAUGACAGUUGCUUACGGCAUGAACAUACUUCACCCACCAGAUCACGUGGUUGGAAAUCAGAUUGAUAUGUUUUUAACUUACAUAUGUUAA
This is a messenger RNA of Podarcis lilfordi (Lilford's wall lizard), 4717 nucleotides long. The record is from the annotation of a GenBank genome assembly. Lineage: Eukaryota; Metazoa; Chordata; Lepidosauria; Squamata; Lacertidae.